CAAUGGGACUGCACUCGGUCGCCCCCUCGCGCGGACAUGACAAACCACACAACAGUUUGUAGUUUCACUUUGUAAAGUGUGACGGUCCUUGAAAGACAGAGAGAAACCGCCCGUGAAACAUUUGUAUAAGAUGGCAGAGCGGGGCAGGACCGUGAGGGUGAGUGGUCUGCCCACAGACAUUGAGGAAGACAGAUUGGUAGACAAACUAAUGAUCCACUUCCUGAGGUCCAGGAAUGGAGGAGGGGAAGUAGACUCUGUCACUAUUGUCAAGGCGACACCUGUCUCUGCCCUCAUCACCUUUGAGGAGAGUGAAGUGGCACAGAGAGUUAUUCAACGCAGCCUGCACGUUCUGGAAGUGGAUCGGAAGAAGUAUAAACUCGUUGUAACUGAGCAUCAUGAAAACUUGGACCCAGACAAGGUCAUCUUAAGUUUAUCAGCAACUGUCAACUACAGACAACUUCCUGGGGGAAUAUUGGCAGUGAAAAGCCUUCACAAGAGCCACCCUGUUGUCCAGAUAAACUAUGAUGCUGAGGAAUCCUGUACAUUGCAUGGCGCCUACUCCAAAGUCCAGGCUGCCUUGGCUCAAUUACUUGGCCAUCCUGGAGGCCCACUAUCGGAGGAAAACAAAGACUCAGGUCAACUUGCCCCUGGUGACUCCAGAUCUGUUCAGAGAGCAAAGAAGUUUCAUACUCAAGAGUCUGAAGAUCAGAGCAGGAAAUCUAAUAAGCAAAGAGAACAAAGUGAGAAAGUUCACACUGGCAGGCCAUCUGAUGAGUACAACUCAAGCUCAUAUAGAGACCUGACACCUAGUGGUUAUAACUGGGAAGACACUGGACAGACAGAGGGUGCAGGUCUGCAGCCUGCUGGACCUCCUACCACACUAGAGGAGGACUUCUCACUAAUUGUGGAUGCAGACAUGUUCCAGUAUCUGCGGAAACAUUGCUCAAAGGAAUACCAGUAUAUCCUCAGUCAGUAUGGUGUUGAUGUGGUGGAUAUGACAAACCAAGAGUUGACUACUCUGUUUCUGCAGGUUACAACAGGAGAGGGGCAGGAUGGUCAAGAGCAGGAGCGUCUGAAGCUGGCACGAAAGGCAAUAAGUAGGCUUUACCAGGAGAAUGAGGCCAAGAUCUGUCGUGCUCAGCUCUCUAAGAGUAUCCUGUCCCCAAGGGGAGGACUGGAAAGGGCGAUAGAGGACUUAAACAUCAGACUGCCCAAGCUUCUUCUGAAAGAAGAUGACAGAAAUAUUUACAUUAUUGGAAGCAGUAGUGAUGUGUCUGAAGCCAAGCAUUUUCUGCUCCUGGACCAUGACAAAGGGAAGGGUAAAAAAGAGGAUGUAGCUAGUCUUCUCAGAUAUCCGUCGUAUGAUUCAAGUUCCUUAAUUCCUGCAGAUGAGGUGAGAGUCCCUGUCACCAUGUCCUCCACUGAAAGGUUGCUAGAUGAUUGUCCUAAUCAUCUGCUGAGGUCAGAGGAGGAAGAGAGGAGAGCUGAAGGGGCUAGAAGGUAUAAACUAGCAGCUCGUUUUAAGGAUUCAGGGCUGCCUGCACUAGGCAGUAGACCAAAUGACUUCACCUUACGAGGGAUCUUGUCUCCUGGUAGACAAACACAAACUGGGCCAGUGUUAGGGCAUGACAUCCCGUCAGAAACAGCAGGGAUUUCUGGUGAACGAGUCUCCAGAUCAGAACCCCAAAACACCAGAGGGGACAUCUUGUUUAAAAGUGGAGAUUCUUUGCCAUCAUUUGCCUUAAUGCAGAGUAAAACCUCCUUGAGCUCAAAUUUAAUGGAUACUGGACCCAAGAGUUUAAUAUCCCCCCUGAGCACUGCUCAGUCUAGUUUGUCAGGAAGUACCGCACUUCCACCUGCAGGGUCUGGAUCUACCUUGAAGCGAGCCAGUAGUUUCUCAGGAACACCUCAGAAGAAGGCUCAGGUUAUGAGUCAGAAAAGUCAUGACGACUCCAGCAAAUCCACAGUCAGAGCCAGGGGCAGGUCUUCUAGCUUCAGUACCCAAACAGGAAGGGACAAGCAGGAAGUCUACAGUGCAGAGAUUGCAGUUUCCGGGGUGAUGUGGAGGCACAUAAAAGCAGCAUACAGGACCCGGGUGGAUGACCUGACUUCUAAUGUCCAGAUAAAAGAGAGCUACCCAGAAGGUAGUAGUGAUCUCGUUGUCACCAUAAGAGGGGCAAACACAUCCAAAGUAAGUUCAUGUCAGCUAGGUUUACAGAAACUGGUUGAAUCUGUAAGUGUAGACUUCUCUGUGCAGCAGCUGCACUUGUCAGAGCUGGGUAUCACUGAUCCACAAGAUGAAACUUUACAAGCUUGUUGUACUGAGGUGCGUAGCCGCUUUAAGAAGGUUACUAUCCAGAUUUUGAAGAAGAGGUUAUUUCUUCUUGGUCCAAAACACUUGUGUUCUAAGGUUGCUGCUACAUUGCAGGAGGUAUUUUCUGGAGACCUGCCCAGAGUACCUGAACAACAGGACUUUUCUAGCCCCUAUACCUCUGAAUGGAAUCCGUCCACUUCUUUACAAUUGAAUGAGGAGCAAAACACUAGUGUGCACUAUGACAGUAAUCCUCAGGUGAUGUCAGAGAGCCAAACAGACAAAGCUGAUGGGACUGGUGGUAGCCAGGAAAGGAGAAUAAACCAUAGAAGUGUCUUCUGUGAGACAGAGCUUGUGAAUGGAUCUGUCAACCAACCAUUACUGAGGAAAGACCCUGUCAUUAAGGAGAAAGUGAAAAGUAUAGGUACAGUGGAGAUGGAUGGACAGAAGACUGAGACACUUGUCAGCCACUCUACAGCGGGAAAUGACAGAAAUGUGAGACCUGUGAAUGGUGUUGGGUCAACAACUGCCUUUACUGAUAAAGCCACGGCCUCUCAUAAGAAGGAGAGAACUGUACAUACUACGCAAAAGACCAGUGGACAGCAAAGACAAGCAGAGAUCCAGGACAAACCAGAGGAAUCCAUGUCAGGUCAGGGAGACUUGGGGUGCAUAUGUGUGUGUGGGGACACUGGGAUAUCAGUGACGAGAACUAAGUGUGGGAUUACUAUGUGCUCAAAAUGUCUGGACACAGUGCAUAUCCACUGCAAAGUUUGUCAUGAGACAGAUCUGACGCCCUGGGGCAUUAAGGGGAAAAUGAGCUACUCAAAACUUCCAAUCAGCCUACAUGGUCACAACAAGGACCCCUCUGUCAAGAUCACUUACUUAAUUCCUGAUGGUAUCCAAGGGAAAGAUCACCCAUCUCCAGGAAAACCAUUUCAAGGAGGGGUGUUUGAGGCCUUCCUUCCUGACUGCGAGAAGACGUGGAAGCUGCUGCCCAGGCUGGAGAAAGCCUUCAGGCAGGGACUCACCUUCACAGUGACUCCAAGGGCCAGGGUCACCUGGGACUGCAUCCCACACAAGACCAGCCUACAGGGAGGCAAAUCGGGGAACGGUUACCCAGAUUCCACGUACUUGACUCGCUUGUCUCAGGUCUUGACCUCCAAUGGGAUUGAAGAGCUACCAGCCAAAUCUUAAGAAUAAUUUUGUUGAAAAAAAAGCAGUGGAGGAGUUCUCAUGUAGUCUUAAUUAUUGAAGACUGAUGAUGUAUAGAGAAAUGUAUAUCUUUUUUUUCUUUUUUUUUCUAACCUGCCAAACUGUUGCUUUCUUUAACAUAGACAAUUCAAGUUAUAAUUUUUCAAAAUGUGCGACACGUGACCAAUUACCAUUUUCUUACUGAACAGCUUAUUUUGUAAAAAUGUAUUUUGUACUGUAUAGUGUGCAUAGUACUGUAUAGAUAUACAUUUUGUACCGUCCUGUGUGAUUUUAAGAAAACAGGAGGGCAUUUGUAGAAUCUCAGAGAUGAAAAUGUCUACCUAUUGACUGUCUUUACUUCUCCUCAGUUUUGUUCAGAAUGGGCACAGAAAUAAAAAAGCACAUCUCCUGA
Lates calcarifer (barramundi perch) is the source of this 3914-nucleotide messenger RNA. RefSeq lists its product as uncharacterized. Gene Ontology annotation, biological process: Notch signaling pathway; protein ubiquitination. The record is from RefSeq and is a predicted model, not a curated record. Bases 131 to 3505 code for a protein of 1124 amino acids. The transcript is spliced from 6 exons. Lineage: Eukaryota; Metazoa; Chordata; Actinopteri; Centropomidae. Gene Ontology annotation, molecular function: RNA binding.